This is a messenger RNA of Metarhizium brunneum ARSEF 3297, 1074 nucleotides long. It is a transcript of the gene Cht, whose product is annotated as Cyanide hydratase. The record is from RefSeq and is a predicted model, not a curated record. Gene Ontology annotation, molecular function: cyanide hydratase activity. Gene Ontology annotation, biological process: cyanide catabolic process. Lineage: Eukaryota; Fungi; Ascomycota; Sordariomycetes; Hypocreales; Clavicipitaceae.
AUGGUUGCUACUAUUCGUCAGUACAAGGCUGCUUGUGUGCAAGCUGAGCCUGGAUGGCUCAACCUUGAGAAAGCAGUCAAGAAGACUGUUGACUUGAUCCUCGAAGCUGGCGAGAAGGAUUGCAAGCUUAUUGCCUUUCCCGAAGUUUGGAUUCCUGGAUUUCCCUAUUGGCUGUGGCGUGUGAACUACCAAGAUUCGCUGCCCCUCCUCAAGAAGUUUCACCAGAACAGCAUGCGGCCCGACUCGGACGAAAUGCGACGAAUUCGCGAGGCUGCCAAGGCCGCUAAGAUCUACGUCUCGUUGGGUUAUUCCGAGCUCGACGGCCAUACCAUGUACAUGGCGCAGAUCAUCAUUGAUCCAACCGGAACCGUCAUCAACCACCGUCGCAAGAUCAAGCCCACCCAUGUCGAGAAGCUUGUAUUUGGCGAGGGAAGCGGUGACUCUCUUCACGCCGUAGUCGAGACUGAAAUUGGCAAUCUCGGCCACUUGAACUGCUGGGAAAAUAUGAACCCCUUCCUCAAGGCACUCAACGCCAGCAAACAUGAGGAAAUCCACGUAGCCGCAUGGCCCGUGUACGGCCCCGGCUCGGCCAUCAAGUACCCCGAUCCAUACACGAACGCGUCCGAAAUCCAAUCCGACCACGUUACACCCGCGUACGCAUACGAGACUGGCGCCUGGACUCUAGCCCCAACCCAGGUUGUCACGCGCGAGGGAGCCCGUCUCGGACUUCCCGUUCGGCUGCAAAACGACGAGGCUGCCCUCGACGGGGAAGCUGAUAUUAUUGGAAACGGCUACUCCAGAGUCUAUCGUCCAGACGGAUUCCGCGCCGUUGACGACCCGGCCAAGACCUUUGACGGACUCGUCAUUGUCGACAUUGACUUGGACGAGAAUCUGCUGACCAAGAAGAUUGCCGACUUUGGCGGGCACUAUAUGCGACCGGAUCUGAUUCGCCUCCUUGUUGACGAGACGCCCAAGACAAAUAUUGUGGAUGCCAACUCUACUGACCCCAAGACGUUCCCUAGCACUUUAGAGCGACUUGGCUUGGCUAAGCCUCUUCCUUCUGCUGAAAACUAG